Messenger RNA from Gopherus evgoodei (Goodes thornscrub tortoise), 1367 nucleotides. It is a transcript of the gene BMP15, whose product is annotated as bone morphogenetic protein 15. Bases 1 to 1203 code for a protein of 400 amino acids. Gene Ontology annotation, molecular function: cytokine activity; growth factor activity. Gene Ontology annotation, biological process: SMAD protein signal transduction; BMP signaling pathway. Gene Ontology annotation, cellular component: extracellular region. The record is from RefSeq and is a predicted model, not a curated record. NCBI's taxonomy places the organism in Eukaryota, Metazoa, Chordata, Testudines, Testudinidae. The transcript is spliced from 2 exons.
AUGAUUGCAGUGGGCCCUCUCUGCUCCCUUGGGAGCUUGUUCCUCUUGGCUGCACUGCUUCCUCUGGAGCUGAGUAUGGGAGAGGAAGGGAAGGAGCCAGCUGCCCUGAGUGCCCUGGCUAGGGUGCCCUCCUUGCCCCUCAUCCAGGUGCUGCUGGAGCAGGUCCCCAGUGUCUGGCCCUGCUGCCACCGGAAGCAGCUGACCAGCAGGCAACCACUGCGUUACAUGCUCAACCUGUACCAGAAUGUGGCAGACCAGGCUGGGCGACCUCGCCAGAACCGUAAGCUGGGUGCCAAUGCUGUGCGCCUGGUCAAGCCCUUUGCCAAGACAAGGCAGCCUGGGGCAGGUCCCUGGUACAUGCAGACUCUUGACUACCACCUGAACGUCCAGCCAGGCAUGGAACAUCUGGUGAGAGCCACUGUGGUUUAUUCAAAGACUCUGCUGCUGGCUCAUGCCCAGCUCUUUUGUGUGGUUCAGCUGGAUGGGGAGGCUGGGGUUCCAAAGCUCUCACCCCCUCGAAGAGGCAAGAGGAAUGCCCUUGUCUCCUCUAGGAUGGACAGCUGGGAGGAGAGGGACAUCACCUCCCACUCUUUGCCCUGGGCCUGGGACUCCAAGAAGAGCCAGCUGCUCCGCCUUAGUCAUGUGUGUAUCCGGCUGGGACCAGCUGAUGGCUCAGAGCCUGAAGUUGUCUGGGAGAAGACUGAUUCCUUGAAUGACCCUUUCCUGUUGCUCUACCUCAAUGACACUCAGAAAGGCUUCCGGGCCAAGAUGGGGAAAGCUGGCUUGAAGGAGACUCCUGAUGGGCCAGUGCUGAGUCGCAAAGCUCGCCAGGCAGGCAACCUCAUUCUGGAUCUCCCCAGCUACUCGCAGAAGACCAGUGCUGAGAAGGAUGAGUGUGCUCUCCGCUCCUUCCGGGUCAGCUUCAACCAGCUGGGCUGGGACCACUGGAUCAUAGCCCCCCAUCGGUACAACCCCAAAUACUGCAAGGGCACAUGCCCCCGCAUCCUGCGCUAUGGCUACAACUCCCCCAACCAUGCCAUUGUGCAGAACUUCAUCAACCAGCUGGUGGACCAGAGCGUCCCCCGACCCUCCUGUGUGCCCUACAAGUAUAGCCCCAUCAGCGUUCUGAUGAUCGAGCCUAGUGGCAGCAUCCUCUACAAAGAGUAUGAAGACAUGAUAGCAGAGUCCUGUACCUGUAGAUAAAGCCCUCCACAUUUGAACCAGUCAUUAUGUCUAACACCCAUCAGUGCAUGAAGACAUGGUGAUCCUUCACCCGGCCUCCCCACAUCAACUCAGUCUUUGGUGAACCAGAUGCCCAGCUGUCUGAAUUAGUUUGCUCAAUGUGCCUCUAAAUAUUUUUUUAUUUU